This is a messenger RNA of Aureococcus anophagefferens, 759 nucleotides long. RefSeq names its product expressed protein. NCBI's taxonomy places the organism in Eukaryota, Pelagophyceae, Pelagomonadales, Pelagomonadaceae. The coding region runs from base 1 to 759 and encodes 252 amino acids. The record is from RefSeq and is a predicted model, not a curated record. The transcript has a single exon.
AUGAUGAUCCUCUACACGCUCUGCGCGACGGCGGCGUCGCUGGCGCCCACUCAGAGCCGAGCGCCCGCGCCCGGGCCGUCCGUCGCGCGGCGCGGCGCCCUGGCCGGUGGCGCGUCGUUGGUCGCCGCCGGCCUCGUGUCGCUGGCCCCCGCUCCGGCGCUCGCCUACGACCUGGCCAAGUACAACCGCAAGCUCGACAAGCUCGGGUUGCCGCCCGUGGCCGGGAUCCCCGACGGCUUCAGUCCCGUGCUCAGCAGCGUGAACCAGGACCAGAGCCUCAUCGUCCAGUUCAACCACCCGAACGCGUGGCUCGUCGUCAAGCCGAGCGUCAACACGAACGGCGAGUCCGGGACGGUCUCCGCCGGCGACUACGGCAAGGGCGACUCCGCCGCGCUCUACGUCUCCGACCUGCCGCCGGGCGGCGACAAGGCCUUCUACGCGAAGCUCAUCGCCAAGGGCCUCGCGCAGAAGGGCGACAACCAGUUCCAGAACUUCCGGGUCCGGGCCGUGAGCCCGGGCUCGCCGAACGCCGUCGUCGACUUCGAGUACGAGCUGCUCACCGGCGCGGGCUUCACGGUCGAGCGCCGCGGCGUCGCCGCGGUCAGCGGAGUCGCGGGCAAGAGCCAGGCGCUCCUCGCCGUCACCACGUCCGCGCGCUACAAGAAGCUCGAGCCCGAGCUCCGGAAGAUCGUCGACUCGUUCCGCGUCUACGACAAGGUCCGCUCCGUGGAAACCGGUGCGCUCCUCGACGACGACUAG